ACAAGCAAAGUGUACGACGUGGCCGAAUUACGUCAUUUUCCUGCAUCUCAGCAAGCCGGGGUUAUUCAAACGAGAUAAGUACUCGGCCUUCUUUCAUUGAUGCUAAACACAUGUCCUGAUCAACAUUUGUGAGCAAAGAUGUCUGGAAAAAUCAAAAGUAGAAGUGCAGCAAACGCAGACUCCAUAUCUGGCGGCGUGUCCUGCGACGAGCGCAUUUUGCGAGAAUGUCAUCAAGUGUACACGGAACCUGACAGUGGUUUGAUGGCGGUGGCGGAGUCUGUGGGAGUGAAGCUGCUGGCCCCUAGGAAGAAGAUCACUGUGAUGCUGAUGGGCAACCACUCUGCUGGGAAAAGCUCCUUCAUCAACUGGUAUGUUGAGGAGCACAUCCAGCGCACUGGAGUGGCUAUUGAGACCCAGGGGUUCAGUUUUGUCACAAGCGGGCGCAAGAGAGAAUCUCUUACUGGAAAUGCUACCCUGCAUCUAUAUCCACAUUUCAAGCCACUGCAAGAGUUCAAAGGUGUAUCUGAGUACCUGAGCACAGAGAUCUGCACGUCACGACAGAAACGUUUCAGCCUGGUGACCUUUGUGGAUUCGCCGGGAUUGGUUGAUGGCGAUAUGAAGUAUCCCUUUGAUGUGGAUGAAGUCAUUCUGUGGCUAGGUGACCUCUGUGACCUGAUUCUGGUCUUCUUUGACCCGAUGGGUCAGGCUCUGUGCAAACGUACACUCAACAUUGUGGAGGCCCUGAAUGACAAACAUGGGGACCGACUGCGGUUUUACCUGAGCAAGGCUGAUGAGGCGGGGGGCGAGUCUGACCGACAGCGAGUCAUGAUGCAGAUUGUCCAGGAGCUCUGCAAGCGACCAGGACUCAACAAAUGUGGCUUUGACAUGCCCACCAUCUAUGUUCCUAAUCCCAACAAGCCGAGCCGCUGCGUCAACCAGAUCGAGGAAGUGUGCCGCACAGUUGAGAAAACCAUUAACCAGACCGUCCAGAAUACACUCAACUCCCUGGAGAAGGACUGUGAGGUCAUCAGUGAAGCCAUCACUGAUAAACUGGCCAAUGACAGGCAGACCAGUGUUGCCAACAGAGGCGCACGCUGCAAGAGCUGCUUCCUGACUCUAAUGGGCUUUAGCAUCCCGAUAGCUCUUCUGUCCAUACUGCUGCUGGGCACUCUGUCACAGGAAGUCCUGGAGAUGGCUGUGGGUCGCCAAGGCAUUGAGGUGCUAUCGCUCUAUCUGGUUCCUGUGGUGCGGAUCUUUGAGUCUAUGUCUGGAGAGCAGCAACUUUACGGCUGUGGCGGGAUGGUCUUUGCUUCCUUCAUCUUGCUCCUCAUUGCACGCUUCUCCUUCAGGACCCAACCAACCCUGUCGGGAAAGCAGAAAAGGCAGCUGCAGGAGAAGUUGGAGUUUGUUCAGGAAGUGGCAAAGAGCAAAAAGAAGAAGCUGUAUGAAGAGUAUCUGCGGCAGAGUGUCAGUGAUCACGACAUGAAUUGAAACACAACAACAACCUGACACAGCAAUACUCUCUUCAUCAUUUCAAAGACUGUUACUGUUGUCCACCAUCCUACUUACAAAUACUGUCUAUUUCUAUUCUUGAAAAACUAACUUACUCAGCAUAUAUAUAUGUGUAGCAUUGCUUUCCCUUUAUAACUUACUGUUUUCUCUACCUUCACCAGCAUUUUAUACGUGUGCUUUACAAGAACUUACAACCUUUGGAUCAAUUAGGGGUCCAAACUUUUGACUUGGGGCUACAUUGGGCUAAUUAUAUCAUUAAUAAAAAGUUUAAAAUGUAAUCAAUCAGAAAUAUUGAGCAGCUGAAAUGCGCCAAACAUGGAUAAGUGUGGAUAGAGUAUAUUUAAAUUUCCCAUCAUGCAUUGCAUGGAAUUAAAAUGAGUGUAAUUUCCAAUUAUGUGUUGUGUUGGACAUUUGUUAUAAUAUCUACAAAUUUGCUGUGCUGUGGCCACUACAAAGUGCAAUCCAUGGUCAUUAACCUGAAUUACUCAUUGUGUCACAUGCACUUUGUCCAACUUGCAGCAACUAUAGUGUCUGAUGUGUAAGAUCAAUCAAUCAAUCAAUCAAUCAAUGUUUAUUUAUAUAGCCCUAAAUCACAAGUGUCUCAAAGGGCUGUACAAGCCACAACGACAUCCUCGGUACAGAGCCCACAUACGGGCAAGGAAAACUCACCCCAGUGGGACGUCAAUGUGAAUGACUAUGAGAAACCUUGGAGAGGACUGCAUAUGUGGGUAACCCCACCCCCUCUAGGGGAGACCGAAAGGGGCCAGAUUCCUUUCAACUCGUGACGUCUUGCCAUACUGACACGCAGUUUGGACACCCCUGGGACAAACCCUGGUCAAUCUAAGUAGACAUUUGAAUAUCUCAGUCAUAUGAAGGUUAUGUAAUCGUAGCGGGAUUUUCCACUAUUCACAUU
This is a messenger RNA of Entelurus aequoreus (snake pipefish), 2425 nucleotides long. RefSeq lists its product as uncharacterized. Gene Ontology annotation, molecular function: GTPase activity. The transcript has 12 exons. The record is from RefSeq and is a predicted model, not a curated record. The coding region runs from base 139 to 1491 and encodes 450 amino acids. Lineage: Eukaryota; Metazoa; Chordata; Actinopteri; Syngnathiformes; Syngnathidae.